AUGCCAUCAACUGUCGGUGACAAAGUCCUGCUCGUCCCAGGGCUAUCGUACGUUUUUGCGAGAAGCAUCCUUGCUCUACUGGGCAGCCCUUUUCGAGGAUCAAAGGGCGCUCCGACAGUCACCGAACAUGUCUUGCAAACCGCCUUUCGCGUUAUGUUCACGCACUUCACCACCGGUCAAUUGCAAAUCCUCCUCCCCUCGUUCGAGGCCGUCUACAUCAAAUUCUGCACUCAGAAGAAACUGACCCCUAAGAUUGUCGACAUUCCCAACACCACAACUAGAGGCUUCUGGCUCGGUGACCCAGACUCGGCAACUUAUGUAAUGGUCUACUUCCACGGCGGCGGCUUCGUCAUGCCUGGACUGGCCCAGCAUAUCGAUUUGCUCUCCCGCUUCGUGCAGUGGUCAGGUGGGAAACUUGCCGUCUUCUGCAACGCAUACACCCUCGCCCCGGAGGGCGUAUACCCGCUUCAGCUUGCCGAAUCGGUCGAAGCACUGCGUUACGUGCUCUCUCUGCCCAACCGCACGCCAGAUACGACCAUGAUAGGCGGCGACUCCGCCGGGGGCAACCUGGUGUGCGCCGUUCUCAGCCAUAUCUCAGCUCACCCACACCCGAGGUCAGAUGUCGUGAAGCCGUUCGAUCUCGCCGGUAAACUGCAGGGCGCACUCAUGAUCGCACCAUGGGCUUCGUCGGACGCCUCGAAGUUCAAAUCCAUGACCGAGUUCGCGAAGCGAGAUAUCGUGAACCCGGGGUGCGCGAAUUACUGGAUUGAUGCGUACAAGGGUCGAGGAAAGAACAUCAAGGACGACGAGUACAUUGUCGCAGAACAAGCCCCGCCAAGUUGGUGGUCCGGCGUCAAGGUGUCUUCCGUGCUCAUGACAGCAGGGGACCAGGAAGCUCUGCGCGACGCAAUCGUCUCUUUAGCAAACAAAAUAAAACAAGGAGUCGGCAGUGACGUGGUGAAGCUUGUGGUGGGUAAGAACGAGAUCCAUGAUGCUCCUUUAACCCCAUUAGCAGAGAAUGAACUUGAGAAGCGGGGUGACCAGAGUCAGGAGGGUGCCAUUAGAUUGUGGCUCAAAGAAAGGCUGCAGUAA
Messenger RNA from Exophiala spinifera, 1092 nucleotides. RefSeq lists its product as uncharacterized. Bases 1 to 1092 code for a protein of 363 amino acids. The record is from RefSeq and is a predicted model, not a curated record. The transcript has 2 exons. NCBI's taxonomy places the organism in Eukaryota, Fungi, Ascomycota, Eurotiomycetes, Chaetothyriales, Herpotrichiellaceae. Gene Ontology annotation, molecular function: hydrolase activity.